Antechinus flavipes (yellow-footed antechinus) is the source of this 3358-nucleotide messenger RNA. It is a transcript of the gene COPB1, whose product is annotated as COPI coat complex subunit beta 1. Gene Ontology annotation, molecular function: structural molecule activity. The transcript is spliced from 22 exons. The record is from RefSeq and is a predicted model, not a curated record. Gene Ontology annotation, biological process: intra-Golgi vesicle-mediated transport; intracellular protein transport; endoplasmic reticulum to Golgi vesicle-mediated transport. Bases 171 to 3032 code for a protein of 953 amino acids. Gene Ontology annotation, cellular component: cytoplasm; COPI vesicle coat. Lineage: Eukaryota; Metazoa; Chordata; Mammalia; Dasyuromorphia; Dasyuridae.
GCCUCCGUAGACGCUAGGUGGCUUCGCUCUUGAUCCCUUCCACGUCAGCCCGGGACUCUGUGGAGCCGCCGCUGCCGCUGCCGCUGCCGCCGCCGCCGUCACCGCCCCGGGCCAGAAUUUCCAGUAUCAUCAAAAAUACCUAUACUGUGGAGUACCCGUAACCAAACACCAUGACUGCUGCAGAAAAUGUAUGCUAUACAUUAAUUAAUGUACCAAUGGAUUCAGAACCACCAUCUGAAAUCAUCUUAAAAAAUGACCUUGAAAAGGGAGAUGUGAAGUCAAAGACUGAGGCUUUGAAGAAAGUAAUCAUUAUGAUUCUGAAUGGUGAAAAGCUUCCUGGACUUUUGAUGACCAUCAUUCGCUUUGUGCUGCCUCUUCAGGAUCACACCAUCAAAAAAUUACUCCUAGUAUUUUGGGAAAUUGUUCCCAAAACAACUCCAGAUGGUCGACUUUUACAUGAGAUGAUCCUUGUAUGUGAUGCUUAUAGAAAGGAUCUUCAGCACCCUAAUGAAUUUAUUCGGGGCUCCACUCUUCGUUUUCUUUGCAAACUGAAAGAAGCUGAGUUACUGGAGCCCUUGAUGCCGGCUAUCCGGGCCUGCCUGGAGCAUCGGCACAGCUAUGUCCGAAGGAAUGCUGUCCUGGCCAUCUAUACCAUUUACAGGAAUUUUGAACAUCUUAUACCUGAUGCUCCUGAACUCAUCCACGAUUUCCUGGUUAAUGAAAAAGAUGCAAGUUGUAAAAGAAAUGCAUUUAUGAUGCUCAUCCAUGCUGACCAGGACCGAGCUUUGGAUUACCUAAGUACUUGCAUUGAUCAAGUUCAGACGUUUGGAGACAUUCUUCAGUUGGUCAUUGUUGAACUGAUUUAUAAGGUGUGCCAUGCAAAUCCAUCAGAAAGAGCUCGUUUUAUUCGUUGCAUUUAUAAUUUAUUGCAGUCAUCCAGCCCUGCAGUAAAAUAUGAAGCUGCCGGCACCUUAGUUACAUUGUCUAGUGCUCCAACAGCAAUCAAGGCUGCUGCUCAGUGUUACAUUGACUUAAUUAUAAAAGAAAGCGACAACAAUGUGAAACUCAUUGUUCUGGACCGACUGAUCGAGCUAAAAGAGCAUCCUGCUCACGAGCGUGUGCUGCAGGAUCUGGUUAUGGACAUCUUAAGAGUGUUGAGUACUCCAGAUUUGGAAGUGCGAAAGAAAACUCUACAGUUAGCUCUAGACCUUGUGUCUUCCAGAAAUGUUGAAGAGCUAGUGAUCGUCCUAAAGAAGGAAGUGAUUAAGACCAAUAAUGUGUCUGAGCACGAAGACACUGACAAGUACAGGCAGCUCCUCGUCCGCACGCUGCACUCUUGCUCUGUUCGGUUUCCAGACAUGGCUGCAAAUGUCAUUCCAGUGUUAAUGGAGUUUCUCAGUGACAACAAUGAAGCAGCGGCUGCCGAUGUCUUAGAGUUUGUCCGGGAAGCUAUUCAACGCUUUGAUAAUCUCCGAUUGCUUAUUGUGGAGAAAAUGCUUGAAGUCUUUCAUGCUAUUAAAUCUGUCAAAAUUUACCGCGGAGCAUUGUGGAUCCUGGGAGAAUAUUGUAGCACUAAGGAUGACAUACAGAGUGUGAUGACCGAAGUCCGCAGGUCCCUGGGGGAGAUCCCAAUCGUGGAAUCAGAAAUAAAGAAAGAAGCUGGUGAAUUAAAGCCUGAAGAAGAAAUCAGUGUGGGGCCGGUUCAGAAACUGGUAACUGAAAUGGGUACUUAUGCCACUCAGAGUGCUCUCAGCAGUUCCAGACCAGCCAAAAAGGAGGAAGACAGGCCUCCACUUCGGGCAUUCCUUCUCGAUGGGGACUUCUUCGUUGCAGCCUCCCUUGCCACAACUCUGACCAAGAUUGCCUUGCGUUACGUGGCCUUGGUUCAAGAGAAAAAGAAGCAAAAUUCUUUUAUCGCUGAAGCUAUGCUGCUCAUGGCCACUAUUCUUCAUUUGGGCAAAUCCUCUCUUCCCAAGAAGCCAAUCACAGAUGAUGAUGUAGACCGCAUCUCCCUGUGCCUCAAGGUCUUGUCCGAGUGCUCACCUUUAAUGAAUGACAUUUUUAAUAAAGAGUGCAGGCAGUCCCUUUCCCACAUGCUAUCUGCUAAACUGGAGGAAGAAAAGCUCUCGCAAAAGAAAGAGUCUGAAAAAAGGAACGUGACCGUUCAGCCUGAUGACCCGAUCUCCUUCAUGCAACUCACUGCCAAAAAUGAAAUCAACUGUAAGGAGGACCAGUUUCAGCUGAGCCUGCUGGCAGCGAUGGGGAAUACACAGAGGAAGGAAGCAGCCGACCCACUGGCAUCAAAACUUAACAAGGUUACUCAGCUAACAGGUUUCUCAGAUCCAGUCUAUGCAGAAGCUUAUGUUCAUGUCAACCAGUAUGAUAUCGUUCUGGAUGUACUUGUUGUAAACCAGACCAGUGAUACUUUGCAGAACUGCACAUUAGAACUAGCCACAUUAGGGGAUCUUAAACUUGUGGAAAAACCUUCUCCUUUGACUCUUGCACCUCAUGAUUUUGCAAAUAUUAAGGCUAAUGUUAAAGUAGCUUCAACAGAAAAUGGAAUUAUUUUUGGCAAUAUAGUAUAUGAUGUAUCUGGAGCAGCAAGUGACAGAAACUGUGUGGUCCUCAGUGACAUUCACAUUGACAUCAUGGACUAUAUUCAACCUGCUUCUUGUACGGAUGCUGAGUUCCGCCAGAUGUGGGCAGAAUUUGAAUGGGAAAACAAAGUGACAGUUAACACAAAUAUAAUUGAUUUAAAUGAAUAUUUACAUCAUAUUCUAAAGUCAACCAAUAUGAAGUGCCUCACUCCAGAAAAGGCUCUUUCUGGAUACUGUGGUUUUAUGGCUGCCAACCUGUAUGCCCGUUCCAUAUUUGGAGAAGAUGCACUUGCAAAUGUCAGUAUUGAAAAGCCAAUUCAUCUUGGACCAGAAGCCCCAGUAACUGGCCACAUACGAAUUCGUGCAAAGAGUCAGGGAAUGGCCCUUAGCCUCGGAGAUAAGAUCAAUCUGUCCCAGAAGAAAACUAGUGUAUAAAGUCAGAAAAGGCCUUUUCAGAUUUUCAGAUUUAGGUAUGUGUCUCGUUGGACUCCAGGCAACUUGUAUUCCUUCAUGCUCUGUGUAAUGUAGAAUCUGAGUUUGUGCUGAAGCAUUUCAGCAGAUAAUUUAUAACUUUUACCCUAAAUCAAGACUGAGUUUAAAAUUACAAUUUAUUUUUCUCUUUCGGUCUUAGCCAUUCUGUGUACUGUCUUUAAAGCAUAUAACAUCUUUCACAUGUACUAAGAAUGUUUCACAGUACAAUGAAUCUGUCUAUUCUUAGGACAUUUGUCAUUUUAUAAAUAAAUGCAUAAUUUGAUUUGCUA